Molecule: messenger RNA, 1236 nt
Organism: Talaromyces marneffei
Lineage: Eukaryota; Fungi; Ascomycota; Eurotiomycetes; Eurotiales; Trichocomaceae
Exons: 1
Coding region: 1-1236 (411 amino acids)
Biological process (GO): secondary metabolite biosynthetic process
Molecular function (GO): FAD binding
Source: RefSeq, a predicted model, not a curated record
AUGGCAUCUACAAAACCAAAUGUGGCCAUCAUAGGCUCAGGCCUGGCCGGCUUAAGCCUUGCACUGGCUCUGCACCAAGAAUCCAUUUCAGUUACUGUAUACGAAUCUCGUCCAGGUCCUCUCAACAUCGGCGGAGCAGUGAUGCUGUCGCCUAAUGCAUUACGCAUCCUUGACAAUCUAGGAAUUUACAAGUCAGUGAAAGAGAAAGGUUACAAUUUUGAGACCCUCCAUUACCGAGACAUAUCUGGCAAGCUGCUGGAGACUUAUGAUUUUGGAGGAGAGGAGAAGUACGGGUACAAGGGUCUUCGUAUCUACCGCUACGUCCUCAUCGAUGAAUUGCUGGAAGCAAUCAAAGAGAAAGAAAUUCCAAUACGGUUCGGAAGGAAAUUUGUGAACGUCAUCAAGGACUGUGCUACGGAUGGUGUAACUUUUGCAUUUGCUGAUGGCAGCACAGAAUCCGCCAGAAUUCUGGUCGGUGCCGAUGGCAUUCAUUCAACAGUCCGCAAAUAUCUAUACCCAAAUCUGGAACCAAAAUUCAUCGGAAUGGCAGGUAUCACAGCAGCUGUACCAUCAACCCAACUCAAGCUGCCCGAGGACUACCACAUCCCGGUGACAAUAACCUCUCCACAGGGGGGAUUUGUGAUAGCUCCCCAACAGAUCGAUGGUUCUGAGGUAUUGAUCGGCAAACAGCAACGCGUGUCCGUAGGUGGACGUGGUUGGGAUCGCGAAUUUGUUGCUGAUAAACAAGGUGGAGUGGAGUUUCUUCAGGCAGAUAAUGCGCAUUUCCCAGACUUCGUUCUCAAUGCCGUCUCUAAAAUCGAUCCUGCUAAGGUCAAUAAAUGGCCGUUCUUUAUUGUUCCUAAACUCGAUAAAUGGACUUCGGAGUCGAAGAGAGUACUCAUUGUAGGAGACGCUGCACAUGCUAUUCCCCCAUCCGCUGGACAAGGUAUCAACCAGGCUUUUGAGGAUGUUUACAUUCUAGCCUUGCUACUCGGCAAGGCAGGCAAGAUUACUAGCAUGCAAGAUGCUUUAAGCUUUUGGCAGAGCUACCGCCAAGAAAGGGUUGAUAAGAUUCUGGAACUCAACAAACAGAUUGAUUUACGGCGAAUGCCAUCCGAUGAUGCAGUGGUUGGUGUUGAUAGCGGUUUUGUUAGGGAGAAAUUUGAUCUGACUUGGUUGUACAACACGGAUUUUCAGAAGACUGUUAAUGAUUGGGUUUCUGUAAACCGGAAAUAG